Molecule: messenger RNA, 1015 nt
Organism: Impatiens glandulifera
Lineage: Eukaryota; Viridiplantae; Streptophyta; Magnoliopsida; Ericales; Balsaminaceae
Product: probable WRKY transcription factor 65
Exons: 3
Coding region: 1-732 (243 amino acids)
Biological process (GO): regulation of DNA-templated transcription
Cellular component (GO): nucleus
Molecular function (GO): DNA-binding transcription factor activity; transcription cis-regulatory region binding
Source: RefSeq, a predicted model, not a curated record
AUGGACGGCAAGUUUAACAACCACCCUUUUGGAAACGACCUAGAAAACAAUAUUGACCAGUCGCCGGAAAACAGUGACGCCGACGAAUCACCUCAAUCCCAGGCCGGUUUCUUCACCGAUAGUAAGAUGACCGCCAAAAGACCAGGAGGUUCAAUAAUGAAACGGGUUGUGUCAAUUCCGAUGAAAGACUUGGCCGAAGGAUCACGAUUUAAUAAAGGGGAGAGUGCAGUUCCGUUUGAUUCUUGGGCGUGGAGAAAGUACGGUCAGAAACCCAUCAAGGGCUCCCCUUACCCUAGAGGAUAUUACAGAUGCAGCAGUUCAAAAGGUUGUCCGGCGAAGAAGCAGGUUGAAAGGAGCAACCUUGAUCCCACCAUGCUAAUGAUUACGUAUUCUCGUGAACACAAUCACUCCUAUCCGGCGACCACAAAUAAAAACCACCACCACAACCGCCGCCGCCGCACGACUUCCGCCUCAGUUGACACACAACCAUCACCACCACCAGAAGUACUAGGACUAGAGCAGAGUUUGGGUGAAGAGGAGGAGGAUUUCCGGUGGUUCUCGGACUUGGAGGUGACGACUUCAGCCGACAUGUUGGAGAGUCCGAUGAUGUUGGCAAUUGAUGGAGACCUAGACAUGACGGGAAUGUUGUUCCAGGACGAGGAUUCGUUGUUUGCGGAUCUGGGUGAGCUUCCUGAGUGUUCGGUGGUGUUCCGACGUACCCUGGUCCGAUGAAGGGGAAACCGGGUGAGCUAGCUAGCUAGCUCUGUAUAUUUAUUUCAACAUUGGAGUGCGUAUCAGUAUCAGAUUCAGACACCUACGAAUUCUUUUAUCAUUUUUAAUUUCCAUGUUUGGAUCGGAUAAUGCGGUGAUUAAAUUACUGUAUAGUUUUGUUUAGGGAAUUGAAUAGCCAAUAAGAAAAGAGACAGCCUUUUUGUCUGGAUCUGGAUAUUGUAAUUAGUUUAUCACAAUCAUGGCCGUCCGUUUUUAACGGCUCUGUUUCUGACAUUGCUAAGUU